AUGUCAGUCCGUAUCUCUCUCUCUCUCUCUCUCUAUCUCUCUAUCUAUCUAUCUAUCUAUGUUUUUCACUUUUCCAGGGUUUUAGGCAUGUCUGUCUAUAUGUAUAUCUGUCUAUCUAUUUCAUUCCAUUCUUAUCACUCUCCCACACACACACACUCUAUCUCUAACUCUAUCUAUCUAUCUAUCUGUCUGUCUAUCUAUCUAUCUAUCUAUCUAUCUAUCUAUGCCAGAAUAGAAAGAAUGUUUUUUUCGAAUAAUAAUUCAUGUGACUGUCCAUGUCCAUCUGUCUGUCUGUCUCUCUGUCUAUCUAUCUAUCUAUCUAUCUAUCUUCAUAAUUGUCUGUUUACAUCUUUCUUUUUUAAUACAUCUUUUAAUUUGUCGACAUCUCUGAAACUCUGGUUACAUCUAUCUAUCUAUCUAUCUAUCUAUCUAUCUAUCUAUCUAUCUUAUGUCAGUCUGGAUAUCUCUCUAUCUAUCUCUGUCUCUGUCUGUCUGUCUCUCUCUCUCUCUCUCGCUCUCUCUCUCUCUCGCUCUCUCUCUCUCUCUCUCUCUAUCUAUCUAUCUACCUAUCUAUCUCCUCUCUCUAUCUCCCACCUUCUCUCUCUAUUCUUGCGCCAUUCCAUUAAGAUCUUUCUAAUUCUGCCCAUUCACCUUACACUUUGGUUUCAUCUAUCUAUCUAUCUAUCUAUCUAUCUAUCUAUCUAUCUAUCUAUCUAUCUAUCUAUCUACUUCUUGUUUUUCACAUAUAUUUAUGUAUCUCUCUCUACACAUCUAUCCAUAUAUCUAUUACAGUCAUCUAUCUAUCUAUCUAUCUAUCUAUCUAUCUAUCUAUCUAUCUAUCUACUUCUUGUCUCUUGA
This is a messenger RNA of Acanthosepion pharaonis, 858 nucleotides long. NCBI's taxonomy places the organism in Eukaryota, Metazoa, Mollusca, Cephalopoda, Sepiida, Sepiidae. The record is from the annotation of a GenBank genome assembly.